Molecule: messenger RNA, 641 nt
Organism: Camellia sinensis
Lineage: Eukaryota; Viridiplantae; Streptophyta; Magnoliopsida; Ericales; Theaceae
Source: RefSeq, a predicted model, not a curated record
UAAUAAAUUUUAUGUGUGUGUUUACGUAUUUUCCUUGGGUAAAAAUCAAUUUGGAGUCCAAACCGGGGAACUCUGGUCUUCCGCAGAAAAACCCUAGUACGCGUUCUCUCUCUUCCUCUCUCCAUUUUUCAAUGUUACGUUUUUUGCUUCCAUUUGGCAGAUUGAAAUUGGAGAAGGAAGGAAAUCGACUGACUGAAGACUCAAGUACAUGGCGGAACUGAGGCUGGGUGUUCUAAUAGACAUUGUAGAUGAAGAAUGGAUGCGAGACACUCUUCUCAAUGAUGAUCUUCCUUUGCCGCCUGUGAUGAUUUCUCGGAUUGAUGACACUGAAGAUUCAAUUCAGGAGAACCAACAAGUUGAGGGAGAUACUUGGCAUGAUCUUGCUUUGGGAACUCAUCAAUAAGACUUUGUGGGUGAUACUAGCUACCUUUGAUUCUCAUUGUAACCAAAAACGGUGUUUGAUUUAAUGUAGCUGGUCAUUUCUGUGUGGUUUAAUGCUUCUUUUUCUUUUCUUUUCUUUUCUUUUCUUAUUGUUUUGGGGUGGAAAAAUUGGAUCUGAAGUUCAGAUAUAUAUGCUUCUUGUUACAACUACCAGAUAUCCAUUUAUUAAUGUUUGAUGGUAAUGCUUAUUAUUUCGACUA